AUGGGCUCAACAUCCCCACCCCUCUCCCUCGACAUACAAACCCUCACAAUCCCAACCUUCCACGCCGCCCUCUCCAGCAAAACAACAACCUGCACCGACCUAAUCCAAACCUACCUCACCCGCAUAACCAAAUAUAAUCCAAUGCUCAACUCCCUAAUCAACAUAAACCCACAAGCCCUAUCCCUCGCCAAAGAAAAGGAUCUGGAAACUCAAUCCCUUCUCUCCGAAAAUAAACCCCUCCCGCCCCUCCACGGUGUACCAAUCAUCGUGAAAGAUAAUAUCUCAACGAAAGAUAUACCCACCACCGCAGGCGUAUCCGCUCUUCGCGGGCUAGUCACGAAAACAGAUAGUGAUGUCGUUUCUCGUCUGAAAGAUGCUGGUGCUAUCAUCUUAGCGAAAGCCAAUUUACACGAAUUCGCCCUACAGGGCACGAGCACAUCUUCGGCAGGCGGACAGUGUUUGAAUCCGUUUGAUCCCAGCCGGACACCGGGUGGAUCAUCGGGUGGAACGGCUGUUGCUAUUGCGAGUGGGUUGGGUCUUGUUGGGCUUGGUAGUGAUACGGUUAAUUCGUUGAGGUCGCCUGCGUCGGCGUGUGGGAUUGUCGGGUUUAGACCUUCAUGGGGGAGGGUGAGUACACAGGGUGUUGUGCCUGUUUCGGGUGUGCAGGAUGUGGUUGGGCCUAUGGGUGGAUCAGCGGUGGAUGUUAGGGUUGUUUUUGAUGUUUUGAAGGUUGAUAAGAGGGAGGUGAGUGGUGAGUGUGAGGGUUCAAGAAGAAGGACAAUCCGGAUUGGUAUUCUAGAUGCUUAUUUCGGACUCGAUGAUCCCAACACUGAUCUAUCAACGAACCUCAUCCACGAAAACGAGAUUGUUCAGGACAUCAUCAAUGAUGCUAUAUCAUCUAUCAGUGGAUCCAAGUCUGGAUCAGAUAUCGAAUUCAUCCAUAUCAAUCCCACCACCCAUCCAGACUGGCGUUUCACAACUCUCUACUCCACGGCUGAUACACAAAUCUACGAGUUCCAGGAACGAUUAAAUACAUUUCUCCAAUCACCAGAAGUCAUAUCACCGUAUCACUCGUUAAAAGAGAUUGCGGAAAGUGGGGACUAUGACAAAAAUGCAGUGACGGAGGUAUUCACUGCACCGUUGAAAGAUCCGGAGACAUUCUCACUAUCGAGUCCCGGGUAUCAAACUCGUUUAAAGAAUAUUUCGAUCUUGAAAGAUUCUAUGAACGAAUGUUUUGAGAAAAAUGAUAUCGACGCAUUGGUCUAUCCGCAUCAACGACAGUUAGUCGUUGAAAUUGGGACGACUUUACAACCGAGGCGGAAUGGAAUACUUGCUGCGUUGACGGGAAGGCCUGCUAUUUGUAUUCCUGCUGGGUUUAGUCCUCCGACUUCUACAGCUGUUCAGGGUGUGCCGGUGGGAUUGGAGUUGAUGGGGAGAGUUGAUUGUGAUGAGGAGUUGUUGGGUCUUGCGGAGAGGAUUGAGGGUAUUCUUCAGAGGAGGGUGCCGAAUAUGGAGCGGAUUGAAUAG
This is a messenger RNA of Penicillium subrubescens, 1527 nucleotides long. Its product is annotated as amidase. The record is from RefSeq and is a predicted model, not a curated record. Lineage: Eukaryota; Fungi; Ascomycota; Eurotiomycetes; Eurotiales; Aspergillaceae. Bases 1 to 1527 code for a protein of 508 amino acids. The transcript has 2 exons.